UACUCUCUACAACGACUUCACACAGACAUUCUUCACCGAUUUCCCCCUUUCUCUCUCUCUCUCCGGAGAGAGAAAAUCCACCGGCGACCGCCGUCUCCGUCCAACCAUGCUCUUGAAGCCCUUCAACACCGUUGCCGUCAUAUUCAUGCUCGCUUUCGUGUUCUUCAUCCUUUUCUUCACUGGCUUUCUCGAAUUUCCGCCGGCAUCCACUUCGAUCGUACCGGCCACCGAUGAUCUGAAUCUAUCCGCAGCCGAGUUCGCUUUCGAUCCUUUCUCUGAUUUGAUCACCGCCUUUAAGAAAUGGGACUCUCAGGUUGGUUGCGAUCGAUUUCGGGAGAAAAUUAGCGGCGGUUUGGGAAAUGGAUCUUUGUCGACUUCGCUGCAGCUUGUCGGCGGCGAGUCUAAUUCGGAAUGUGGAGGGCUGAAACUGAAUCAUGUCUCUGUUUUGGUGAAAGGAUGGACAUGGAUCCCUGAUAAUUUAGACAAUUUGUAUUCGUGUUCUUGUGGAUUGAGCUGUCUUUGGACUAAAUCUUCUGUUCUUGCCGAUAAACCCGACGCCUUGUUCUUCGAGACCAGUACGCCUCCGCGUCAGAGGCGCAGGGGUGAUCCUCUCCGUAUUUAUAUGGAUCUCGAGGCUGGUAGGAAGCGCUCAGGUUUUGAGGAUCUAUUCGUUAGUUAUCAUGCGGAAGACGAUGUUCAGUCAACCUAUGCAGGAGCACUCUUUCACAAUGGUCGAAACUAUCACGUAUCUUCUUCUAAAAACAAUGAUACGCUCGUUUAUUGGUCGUCGUCUCGUUGUCUUCCCCAACGAAAUCAGCUUGCUAGGAAGCUUCUAAGCUUGCUGCCUCACCAUUCAUUUGGCAAGUGCUUGAACAAUGUAGGCGGGCUUGACAUGGCCCUUGAUAUGUACCCUGAAUGUGCAAACGAUGCCAGUGUCACCCCAAAAUGGUGGGAUCACUUGCAUUGUGCAAUGUCUCAUUACAAAUUCGUUCUAGCAAUCGAAAACACGAUGACCGAGAGUUACGUGACGGAGAAGCUAUUUUAUGCGCUAGACUCCGGUUCGGUUCCGAUCUAUUUUGGUGCUCCAAAUGUCUGGGACUUUGUCCCUCCACAUUCCAUAAUUGAUGGGUCUAAAUUCAGCUCGUUGGAAGAGUUAGCUUCUUAUGUAAAACGACUUGCUGAUGAUCCGGUAGCUUAUGCUGAGUACCAUGCUUGGAGACGAUGCCGUGCGUUGGGAAACUAUAGGAGGACCCGAGCUGCAAGCCUCGACACGCUGCCGUGCCGGGUAUGUAAUGCUGUGAGCAGAAGGGGUGGUAGAAAUGGAUGAGCUUAUCUAGUUUUUUUUUGGCUGCCAUUGUUCCUCUGUUGUUUUUCACUGUGAUGGGGUUUGUUUUUGUUGUCACCAGUAGACAGGGGAAUGGGUUUGGCGUGUAAGGAAAUGAAUGUAGGUAGAAAGAUCAUAAAUAAUCAGAGAAAAAUAUAUUUUAUUUAUUAUAAUUACUCAGUCAUAUGUUA
Cucurbita moschata (crookneck pumpkin) is the source of this 1515-nucleotide messenger RNA. Its product is annotated as alpha-(1,4)-fucosyltransferase-like. Gene Ontology annotation, cellular component: membrane. The record is from RefSeq and is a predicted model, not a curated record. Lineage: Eukaryota; Viridiplantae; Streptophyta; Magnoliopsida; Cucurbitales; Cucurbitaceae. Bases 107 to 1327 code for a protein of 406 amino acids. Gene Ontology annotation, molecular function: alpha-(1->3)-fucosyltransferase activity. The transcript has 3 exons.